AGAGUUCAUUCAGAGAAAAAAAAAACAUUUCGAAGGAACGAGCGAUCACCGGGUACGAGGCAGAUCUGGUGCUGAUCGGCCAAUCUAACUGCGUUGCCGGAGAGUCGCUGUGAAGUGGUAAUGGCGACGAUUCCGCCGGAGAACGGCGUCGAAGGAGACGACGAGAGGGAAGAGGAGGAAGAAGAAGAAGAGACGGAGGGUGAAGACGAGGAGGAAGAGGAGGAGGAGGAGCCGAGGCUAAAGUAUCAGCGGAUGGGCGGGAACGUGCCGGCGUUGCUGUCGAACGACGCCGCCUCGUGCAUCGCCGUGGCGGAGCGGAUGAUCGCGCUUGGUACGCACGCCGGGCCGGUUUAUAUCCUCGAUUUUUUGGGGAAUCAGGUUAAAGAAUUCCGUGCUCACACUUCCCCGGUUAAUGACCUUAGCUUUGACAUAGAAGGAGAGUAUAUUGGAAGCUGUUCAGAUGAUGGGUCUGUUGUUAUAAAUAGCCUUUUCACUGAUGAGAAGCUGAGGUUUGAUUAUCAUCGCCCGAUGAAGGCCAUUUCCUUGGACCCAGAGUAUACAAAGAAGCAAUCAAGGAGAUUUGUAGCUGGUGGCUUGGCUGGUCAUUUGUAUCUCAAUAGCAAGAAAUGGUUAGGUUACAAAGACCAGGUGCUGCAUUCUGGGGAGGGCCCAAUUCAUGCUGUGAAAUGGAGAGGAAGUCUCAUUGCUUGGGCUAAUGAUUCCGGUGUUAAAGUUUAUGAUGCUGCCAAAGAUCAGCGUGUUACAUUUAUUGAGAGACCACGGGGAAGCCCUCGUCCUGAGGUUUUGCUCCCUCACUUGGUUUGGCAGGAUGACACUCUUCUGGUGAUUGGUUGGGGAACAUCUGUUAAAAUUGCAUCAAUAAAAUCAGAUCAACAAAAGGCUGCAAACGGAACAUAUCGGCAUAUACAGAUGUCUAGCCUAAACCAGGUGGAUAUAGUGGCAUCUUUUCAGACCAGCUAUUAUAUUUCAGGGAUUGCUCCCUUUGGCGAUUCUCUAGUUAUUCUUGCUUACAUACCCGUUGAAGAAGAUGGAGAGAAGGAACGUGCUAGCAGCAUGUUACCACGUCAGGGAAAUGCCCAGCGGCCUGAAGUGCGCAUAGUAUCAUGGAAUAAUGAUGAACUUACCACAGAUGCUCUUCCUGUACAUGGCUUUGAACAUUACAAGGCAAAAGACUAUACCCUUGCGCAUGCUCCUUUCUCAGGUAGCAGCUAUGCUGGGGGACAGUGGGCAGCUGGUGAUGAACCACUAUAUUACAUUGUUUCUCCCAAGGAUGUUGUAAUUGCAAAACCUAGGGAUGCUGAAGAUCACAUUAACUGGCUUUUGCAACAUGGGUUCCAUGAGAAAGCAUUAGCAGCUGCUGAAGCUGGUCAAGGACAUAGCGAACUACUUGAUGAGGUGGGUUCUCGGUAUCUUGAUCAUUUGAUUGUGGAGAGAAAAUAUGCUGAAGCGGCUUCUUUAUGUCCCAAAGUGUUGCGAGGAUCUGCCUCGGCCUGGGAGAGAUGGGUUUUCCAUUUUGCGCAACUGCGUCAACUGCCUGUCCUUGUUCCAUACAUGCCUACGGAUAACCCGAAGCUGCGUGACACUGCAUAUGAGGUUGCUCUAGUAGCAAUGGCAACCAACAGUUCAUAUCACAAGGAGCUUUUGUCCACUGUUAAAUCUUGGCCACGUGCAAUAUAUUCUGCUUUGCCUGUUAUCUCUGCAAUAGAGCCUCAGCUGAACACAUCUUCUAUGACUGAUGCCCUGAAAGAGGCACUGGCGGAGUUGUAUGUGAUUGAUGGACAAUAUGAGAAGGCCUUUUCGCUCUAUGCUGAUCUUCUCAAACCAGAAGUGUUUGAUUUCAUUGAGAAGUAUAGCUUGCAUGAGGCAAUUCGUGGGAAGGUUGUCCAGUUGAUGAUGCUCGAUUGCAAGCGUGCUGUUGCGUUAUUUAUCCAAAAUAAGGAUUUGAUUUCUCCAUCUGAAGUUGUUUCUCAGAUUCUGAAAGCUGGCAAAAAGUGUGAUUCACGAUAUUACUUGUAUUUAUAUCUGCACGCAUUAUUUGAAGUCAGUCCAGAUGCUGGGAAGGAGUUUCAUGACAUGCAGGUUGAACUUUAUGCGGAUUAUGAUACUAAGAUGCUGCUUCUGUUCCUCCGUAGCAGUCAACAUUACACAUUGGAAAAGGCAUAUGAAAUUUGCGUCAGGGAAGAUCUUUUGAAGGAGCAAGUGUUUGUGUUGGGGAGAAUGGGAAAAGCGAAACAAGCUCUUGCUGUCAUCAUUAAUAAACUGGGGGACAUAGAAGAGGCCGUGGAAUUUGUGUCCAUGCAGCAUGAUGAUGAUCUCUGGGAAGAGCUGAUCAAACAAUGUCUGAACAAACCCGAGAUGGUGGGCUUGCUAUUGGAACACACAGUUGGGAACCUUGAUCCUCUCUACAUUGUAAAUAUGGUCCCAAAUGGCUUGGAGAUACCUCGACUGAGGGAUCGUUUGGUAAAAAUCAUAACAGAUUACAGAACAGAGACGUCGCUUAGACACGGCUGCAACGACAUUCUCAAGACCGACAUUGUGAAUCUUCUCGUCAAGUGUUUCAACGAGGCGAGACGAGGGGUGUGUCUAAGCAACGAAGAAGAUGAUUCCCGUGCGAAGAGAGAAAGCAGCAGAAACAGUUCGUUUUCCCAGAGAAGAACGGAUAAAUCUCCGAGCCUAAGAAUGACGGAAAUCAAGUCCAAGACCCGAGGAGACACCCGUUGUUGCAUUUGCUUUGACCCCGUCUCCAUACGCGGCGCCUCGGUUGUCAUAUUCUUCUGCUGCCAUGCUUACCACAUGACUUGCCUCACCGACGCAGCGUUUAGCAACGGCAUCAAGAAUUCAUCCUCAGCUUCCAAGGGCUCGGGAUUCGAUUACGGGUACGAUCACGAGGACGAGGAUAAGGAUGACGAUGGGGACGAGGAAGAUACGGGUCGGCCACGGUUGCGGUGUAUUUUGUGUACUACGGCUGCUGCUGCGUCUGCGAGGUAGCCCGACCAUUCUCUUUGUGUAUUUGUGUGUGUAUUUUUUUUUUUUUUUUUUUUUUUUUUGAAGAAAGUUCUUGUAACCUCCUUAAGUCCAUAGCCAAAACGAGAGGAGACUGAGAGAAAAGUGAAGUGAGAUUUUGAUUGGACCUGUAAGCUAAGACUGGCGUUUUAAAUUAUCCAUGUGAUUUAAUUUUUUAUGGUUUGAACCACAGUGUGUGAAAUAUUUGUCUCUUUUUUGUGAAACAUUAAGGUAUUCUUUUUUCU
Molecule: messenger RNA, 3269 nt
Organism: Tarenaya hassleriana
Lineage: Eukaryota; Viridiplantae; Streptophyta; Magnoliopsida; Brassicales; Cleomaceae
Product: vacuolar protein sorting-associated protein 41 homolog
Exons: 19
Coding region: 121-3009 (962 amino acids)
Biological process (GO): macroautophagy; cellular response to starvation; protein targeting to vacuole
Cellular component (GO): late endosome; HOPS complex
Molecular function (GO): protein binding
Source: RefSeq, a predicted model, not a curated record